Messenger RNA from Priapulus caudatus, 4965 nucleotides. Its product is annotated as zinc finger protein 628-like. The coding region runs from base 136 to 3978 and encodes 1280 amino acids. The transcript has 9 exons. The record is from RefSeq and is a predicted model, not a curated record. Lineage: Eukaryota; Metazoa; Priapulida; Priapulimorpha; Priapulimorphida; Priapulidae.
ACCCCUGGCGAGCCACUCAGUACGGCGGUCUGCACGACGAAGAGUAGAGUAAACAUCAUCCGCAUUGUAACGUUGGCUAUGACAACAUUGAGACCUUUAAUGUCAUCAAGCGUGUGUCGUUGAGAGUUGACAGUAAUGGACCAGCAGGUGGACGAGGUGGCUUCCGUCGACGUCAACGCGUGGCUGCAGCUGCAGAGAGAUGGCGAGCAGCCUCUUAAUCACCAUGGCAAUCUGUCUCAGAAGCCGCCGCCCACCGACCUUCUACAGUCUGCGUGUGCGGGGCUGGUGGCUGAUGACAGCAGUGAAUGUGACGAGGCAGAGGGCAAGGAGUUUGAUGGCGCAGCAGAUGAGCAGGGCGCCAAUGUAGGAAGUCAUAGUGGGGAGCAGCAAACCAAUAUGGGGAAAGGUGGCGCUGAGAGCAGCGACUCGACGGUGGAGAACAGCGCAGAAGCCGGCGACGACGUGGACUACUCCUCCCGAGGGACGUUUGAAGAAGAAGACGACGAGGAGGAAGAGGAGGGAGACACGAACAGCAACGGCUCGAAUCAGGGGCUGAACAUCCCCCGGCUGGUGUCGUCGGCUGGCGGGCAGGCGCCCGUGCGCAAGGGCCGUAUCGACGUGAUCGCGAGCAAGCUGGCGGCGCAGGGAGGCAGCGGUCGUCGUGGCGACGAGGAUGAGAUGAUUGUGACGCGCAGCAGGAGGCACUCGGCGCAGCAUGCGGCCGCUGCUGCCGCCGGGCAGCGCGUGAGUGCGAGGCGAUCCACGAGGCGCGACAACCUAGACCUGAUGUCGCCCACCAAGCGCAAAGCAGAAGGCAACAUCUUCGAGGAUCAGCCGAAGCGGAGUCUGCGAAAUCGGACGGCGAACGCGAGCGAGAGGGCGCUAGUGGCUGCGCCGCCGCGCAAGAGGCACGUGUGUGACGAGUGCGGCAAGGUGUGCGCGACGCCGUACCAGAUGGACGUGCACAAGCGCAAGCAUUCGGGCGAGCGGCCGUACCAGUGUCAGGACUGCGGCGCCAACUUCCCCUACUACAGCUCGAUGCGCUCUCACCUGUUGAUGCAUGCGCGUAACCGGCAGCAGGCGGAUGAGCAGCGCGGCCGCCGCCGGGGUCCGAAGAUCAUCAGCACUGCACCGCAGCGCGCGUCCAAGCGCGGCUCGCCGUCCACACGCCAGGAGCAGUACAUAUGCACGGAGUGCCGGCGGCCAUGCGCGACACCCAGCAAGCUUAAGAUUCACAUGCGCUCGCACACGGGGGAACGGCCGUUCAUCUGCUCCGUGUGCAACAUGUCGUUCAGAUACGAGAACCAUCUGCGGCAGCACAUGGAGAAGAAGCAUCCGGAAGCAUACGCGGGCUCCCUCGCAGCGGCAGCAGCGGCGGUGGGGGGAGGCGAGCGCGCGGCAGCGGGGGACGGCACCACGCCGCAGCCGACGCGUCGCAGCAGCCGCACGGCCUCGCGCCGCCGCCGCUACGUCGCCGCCAUGCCGCAGAAGCGGCCGCCGAAGGGUCCGUGGUACGAGUGCGGCGAGUGCGAGAAGGGGUUCCCGUCCCCGAGCAAGCUCGCCGAGCACCGCAACCAGCACACGGGCGCGCGGCCCUACGAAUGCGGCCUCUGCCACCUGCGCUUCCCCUACCGCAGCUCGGUCGUCGUGCACAUGAAGAUGCACGAGAAGGCGCUAGGCAUGCCACUGCACUUCAUCCGCCACGACGACGACGAAGACGCUGCCCCGGCCGCCGGCGAGGACGACGACGACGAUUUUGGUGUCGUCGACCCCCGCACGAUGGCGCUAGCGGUCGAGGUGUCGAAGACGCACAAGCGCCCGACGGACUACGACCUCGAGUUGAAGCGAGAACGCGACGAGAAGGAGCGGCUAGCCGCCGCCAUCACGGCCGCCGAGGCCGCCGCCCCCGCCGCCGAGGGAGACGUGGGGGCGCUGGCGAACCACGCCGAGGUGCCUCCAGCAGAGGGCGCCACUGCUGCCGAGGAGGACGAGCACGAGAUGUACGACGUGGACUUUGCGCGUCAGCUGCAGGCGGAGACGCGGCAGUCGGCAGCAGGGGGCGCCACCGCCGCUGCCGCGGUGAGUGCGCAGGAGCGGCGGCGGAACGCGCAGCGGCGGCACGCGUGCGAGGAGUGCGGUAAGGGGUUUCCGACGCCGAGCAAGCUGAUGGAGCACAAGCGGCUGCACACGGGCGAGCGACCCUACGUGUGCACCAAGUGCGGCGCCGCGUUCCCCUACAAGUCGUCAAUUACCGCUCACAUGCAGGUGCGUACGAUCGCGUGUGAGAAGAGACAAUGUGAGAAGCCAUUCGAGUGUAACAUCUGUGGGAAGCGAUUUGCGCAGAGCAGCAACAUGAAGCAGCACAAGAUCGUGCACACGCCCGACAGACCGCACGAGUGUGAGGUGUGCAAGAGCCGCUUCCGCAGCGGCAGCAACCUGAAGCAGCACAUGAAGCUGCACACGGGAGAGAAGAUGUACGUGUGCCCGAUCUGCGAGCGCCGCUUCACUCACGGCAGCAACAUGCGCGCGCACAUACUCAACAUGCACCAGAAGGAGAUCAACGAGCAGGUGAGCAUGCAGGGUGCCGCGAUGGCCGCGCCCGCUCGCCCCGCCCCGCCCGCAGCGACGACGGCACCCGCGGCGAGCGGCGCUGAACCUCGCAGCCAGGCAGCGUUCCCCGAGCCGGAGCCGGUCGCCGCGGCCAACCGCGCGGAAGCCGACGCGAAGGAUGCGGCGGCGGCGGCGGAGGAGGAGGAGGGGCAGGUGAAGCCCGGAGAAUCCCUGCUGGUGAAGACGAGUGCGAAGCGGUCGUCUGGCGACGGAGGCAGAGCUCAGGAACUCGAGAACCACCGACAGCGGGAGCCACCGCCGCCAAGCAGUAGCAGCAACCGUGUUGCUGCCAGCAGUGGAGGCAGUGGCGGCCACAGCAGUGGUGGUGGCGGCCACGGCAGUGCAACUGGUGGCCACGGCAGUGCAACUGGUGGCCACGGCAGUGCAACUGGUGGCCACGGCAGUGGUGGUGGCGGCCACGGCAGUGGUGGUGGUGGCCACGGCAGUGGUGGCCAUGGCAGUGGCGGCCACGGUAGUGGCGGCCAUGGCAGUGGCGGCCACGGUAGUGGUGGCCAUGGCAGUGGCAGCCACAGCGGUGGUGGUGGCAGCAGUGGCGGCCACGGUGGUGGCGGUAGCAGCGGAGGUGGAGGUGGCAGCAGCCGCGGCGGCGGCAGCAACCGUGGCGCAAACAGCGGAGGGCCGAUCGUUUCUGCGAGCGACAUGCGCGCGGUGUCCGACGCGCUGCGCGUGAGCGGGGUCGACCCGGCCGCGGCAGCAGCAGCGGCGGCGGCGGCGGCAGCAGCAGCGGCUCAGAGCAACCCGACUCCGCUGUCGCGUCGGUACCCGAGCAUGGACGCGGUGGCGGCGGCGGCGGCCGCGCACCACCACCACAUCCCGGCGAUGAUGCGCGGCAUGCCGCCCGUCAGCUACACGCCGUCCGACAUGCAGGCGUUCUCGAUGUCGCAGCACGCGAGCGCGAUCGAGGCCAGCCUUGCCUACUCCAUGCCGCCCCCGCACUCGAUGGGAGGUGGCAUGGGUCACCUGUCGCGCGAGCCGCACAGCGCGUUCAGCCUCGUCGGUAACGGCGUCGCGGCGCCGCACCACGUGCACCCCGCGCUCGCUCCGCCGCCCAAUCACGGCAUGCCGCCGAUGAACCACGCCGCCAUGAUGCACGACGACGGAGGCGGCGGCGGGUACUUGAACGUGGCGCCCCCUGGCGACGGCAUGCCGAUGUACCAGCCGGAGAACGGACACGGUCACGGACACGGACACGCGCACCACAUGUACGACGGCGGCGGCUUCCCCGUCGGGAUGAUGCGCGGUGGCGCCCCCGGUGGCGGCGGCCGGCCGCCGAUGCAAGACGACGUGGCGGUCGCCAUCGUCGUCUCACCGGAGGAUUUUGAGAACAUGAUCGGAAACCCGAUAUGAAGCUCGUACGUCACUCGCAGGGGACAUGUAGAGAAGGAAUCACCGCGAGAAGAGAUUGCCGAUGAAUCGUGGAGGAAGAAUGUCACCAAGAGGGAGAAUGUCACCAAUAAUCACGGUGAAAGAAUGUCACUAAUAGAUUGCGGAGAGAGAAUAUCGCUAAGAGGAUGAAUAGCGCCAACAAUCACGGAGAAAGAAUAUCACCAAAAUAGCGGAGAGAGAGUGUUACCAAUAGAUUACUAAGGAAGAACGUUGACAAUAGAUUGUGGAGACAGGAUAUGCCGGAGGAUCGCCUGCAGGUUUUUACGUAGAGGUUGAGACCGCCUUGUGCGAUUCGUAUAGUCAUGUGCAUGAGUAUUUCUCGCAAGCCGCGAGGUGAGGCGUCGCCAGUGCGGCAUUAUUAUUAUAAUAUACGUGUGCGUUUUUUGUGACUUUAUAUAAGCGCGUGUUUUACCUGGUGUGAGUGUCGUGUCUACAUACGUACGUUUAAUUUUUGUGCUGCUGUGUGUUCGAGAGACCCUGCCUUGUUUGUGAGCAAGGAUUGUAUUAGUGUGGCCGAAUUCGGAGCCCCGUCGAUGUACAGUAGAGCGGGGGCGCUGGUGUUGGUUCGCGUCGGUUUUGAGGUAAGUCAACAAUGCGGUGGUACGCGUGGUUCGUUGUGUACAUAGGAGGUUUUACAUGUAGAUUUAGAUUGAUCACGUUUUGUUUUGCUGUGGUGCAAUUUGCUUUGGACUUGGCUCCCUGAAUGCUAGUGUAGUCAACGCGAUAGCUGGUCGCAUUGGUAUCAUAGUUAUGGCGUGGUACUACAGCGUAGCGGUGUGUUUCGUUCUAGUUCAUAUUAUUUAUAGUUCAUUUUUAUUCAUUAUAGUCGUCAUUGCUAAUUUUGUCAAGAAAAUAUUUAUGCAGAGUGCAUAUUGUUCAGGGCAGUUGGUCCAUAGUAUGUUUCAUAAAAUGAAUAAUAAAACAUUCCAUAAAUAAUUAAAUACACAA